This is a messenger RNA of Ascochyta rabiei, 2616 nucleotides long. RefSeq names its product ph-response sensor protein. Gene Ontology annotation, biological process: ubiquitin-dependent endocytosis. Gene Ontology annotation, cellular component: cytosol; plasma membrane; cytoplasm. The transcript is spliced from 2 exons. Gene Ontology annotation, molecular function: ubiquitin protein ligase binding; protein-macromolecule adaptor activity. Bases 1 to 2616 code for a protein of 871 amino acids. The record is from RefSeq and is a predicted model, not a curated record. NCBI's taxonomy places the organism in Eukaryota, Fungi, Ascomycota, Dothideomycetes, Pleosporales, Didymellaceae.
AUGACUUCCAGCUCCAAGCGUGACUCCGUCUCCUCAAACUCCCCAGCACCCAGCAGAUCGUUUCUGUCGCGACUGAAAUCGCCGCUGUCGUCCAAGUCGCGCAACUUCACCGACUUCUACAUCCAGUCGGACGACCCACACCGCCAGUACCUCCCCGGCGACAUCAUCAGUGGCACCGUCAUCAUCAAGGUCGUCAAGCCUCUCCGCAUCACCCAUCUCGUCGUCUCGCUGCACGGCUAUGCCCAAGUGUUCAAGAACCCAAAUGCGCCGGGCGACGCUUACAAAACCUACUUGGCAACCGUGGGCUCCGGCAGAGGCAAGAAGCAGGGAAGCUACUUUGGCAAUGGCUUCGUAUCACUUUUUGAGGACGAAGUAGUUCUCUGCGGUGAAGGCAAGCUAGCAGAGGGCGUCUACCAUUUCAACUUUGACCUCGAGUUUCCCUCCAAAGGCCUGCCAAGCAGCAUUGACUUCGAACGCGGUACAGUAUGCUACAUGCUGACCUCGACUUUAACCCGCCCUACGACCAUGUCGCCUACCGCCACAUGUGACACCAAGGUAUCCCUCAGGGAUGUGAUCGAUGUUGCCCCCAUCGCCGAGCCCAAACCUCGCGUCAUAUCUCUGGAGCCCAUCUCACGACGGACGCGGACCAAAACGCCUCGAACCCGGCCGGGCACGGCAAAGACGGACAGUGUGCCUCCCACCCCCGGCCGCUUGGAAGCACCACGCUUAGCUCCGAGGUCAGAGCCACCACUUGGAACACCCGAAGAGAGCGUCCAUCCACGCAGCCCAUCCCCCAGCGAAACCAGCUUCGCAAGCCAGAUGAGCAGCAGCGGCGCUUCAGGCACAGAGUACGGUGUUCGUUCUGUCAACACCGUGACUGAUGCCGGUGGCUUUAUAGCUGCCAACGGAAGCCGACCGACGGUCAAAGGGAAGACUAUUACAGCCACCAUCGACGUCCUGAAAGGUGGCUUCCUUGGCGGCGAUCAGAUACCUAUUAGGGUCACUGUCAACCACAACAAACACGUAAGGAGUCUGAAAGGCAUCAUCAUCACACUCUACCGCCAAGCAAGGGUGGACAUGCAUCCUGCACUGCCUGUUGGGCCGAACGGUAAAGGCGACAAGACAAAGUCGGAAGACUACUAUCCAAAGUCCAGGACUGGACUCGGUGGUCUGUCUCUGUCGUCCGCUGGAUCGAGUCAUACCUUUCGCAAGGAUCUCGGGCAGUCGUUCGCACCCCUGUUUGUCGAUCCACGGACGCUGACCGCGGACAUCAAGUGCUCUGUCCGAGUGCCUGAUGAUGUGUUUCCCACAAUCUCCAACGUACCUGGUGCAAUGAUCUCGUUCAAGUACUACGUCGAGGUCGUCGUGGAUAUCCAGGGGAAGCUCACUGGGUUGGAUCGUAUGGUUUCCAAUGCUGGUGUGGUUACUGUCCCCUCUACAACAAACACACCUGGCGGGAUGGGACGUGAUGAAGCCGCGAGCAACACGUUUUCGACGUGGGGCGGGAAUUUUGUCGACACAGAUGGCAUUCGCCGAGAGAAGGGGGUCAUUUCUUCCCUGUUUGAAGUUAUUGUUGGCACCAAAGACAGCGAGAGGAAUGGCAAACGGAAACAGACACAAGGACUGCCGACCAAUGAUCAUCACGGAGUCCACGAAAUACCCUAUGGAUCCUACGACGACCCCAACGCACCAGGCGGCUACGAUCAGUACGACUAUGGGUACGAUGAGAACGGUCAAUACUAUGAUUAUAGAUACGAUCCGGGGUACUACGACGUCCCAGGGUACAACGAUGGUGGUGUUGGAGGGAGCUCGUCCUACCAUCCGCCCGCCCCAACGCAAGAAGAGCACGGUCUGUCAGAAAAAGAGCGACUGCAACGAGCGGAGGCACUUUUGUUACCCUCUCAACCGCCUGGCGCUGCCAAUGGUCUCUCAACUGCCAAUGGGGGGUUUCAACAUGGCAUGCCUGCAUCUGCGCCAGUGCUACCUGAGGAUGACGACCCUAACUCUUCGUACGUCCCCGAGGCUUCAUCGUCAUCAUCAUCAGCGCCUGCGCACCCGCCUCCACCAUUCCGUGCCGCCACGGACCCCUCAAUGUCCUUCAACGCCUCCGCUCCCCGCCCUUCAAUACAGCGCCAUAGGACAGGGCUCCUAGAUGGAGCACCGCAGAUAUCCGCCACUGGAUCAUCGUCCACCAUCAACUCAAGCCAAACAGCUACUGCCCCACCAACAAACGGCGCUGACGACCAGUCGAAACCUCUACCUUCCCUCCCGCCUCAGUCGCCACCCAGCACAGCACCCGACUAUUUCCCCUCUUCCUCCCACGUGCCUGCCACAGACGACAAGCAAGAAAUGCAGCGUCAGCGAUUGGAAAUGGAGCGCAGUGCGCCACCGCCUGCACACGGCCACGACGAGUCAGGAGAGAGCUCACAGGGUCCGUCCGCGCCGCCGCCCGCCGACGGCAUGCGCGGACUUAGUCUCGCACCUGGGCAUCUGGCACCUUCGGCGCCGAUGCUGGAUGACGAAGACGAGGAACUGGCGGCAGCCAUCACGCCCGUCAGAAGUCGGGUGCCGAACGACAGACCAGUCAGUGAGGCGUUGCCCGAGUAUCAGCGGUGA